Pipistrellus kuhlii (Kuhl's pipistrelle) is the source of this 4564-nucleotide messenger RNA. It is a transcript of the gene PURA, whose product is annotated as purine rich element binding protein A. Gene Ontology annotation, molecular function: DNA-binding transcription factor activity, RNA polymerase II-specific; purine-rich negative regulatory element binding; RNA polymerase II transcription regulatory region sequence-specific DNA binding. The record is from RefSeq and is a predicted model, not a curated record. The coding region runs from base 2767 to 3729 and encodes 320 amino acids. Lineage: Eukaryota; Metazoa; Chordata; Mammalia; Chiroptera; Vespertilionidae. Gene Ontology annotation, cellular component: nucleus. The transcript is spliced from 2 exons. Gene Ontology annotation, biological process: regulation of transcription by RNA polymerase II.
UUACCAACCUAGUAUGUUGUUUAGAUAAUUAACAAAUGGUUAGAAGUCAUUUUAAAUCCACAAAUUUUCUAAUGGAUUUUCAAUGUUAGGAUACAAAUAUAACUUUGAAAUUCUACUUAAGGUUCAAACUUUUUGUUUUAAGACUUCCUCUGAGUCACUAUUAUUCUUUUCAGAUUACCUUUUUAAGGCUACUAUAUUCUAUAACCUAAGGAAAGCUACCUUUUACCACCCUCCCAAUCUGACCAAAAGUCCAGAUUUAUAGGCUUAUCCUAAAAUUAACUCUCUUGUUUGAGCAGUGAAAAAAUGUACUGAAUAUCAAAUUUUUCAUUGAAUUGUUUUGAAAAAGACUUUAUUCUCGUUUGCUUUUUAGAUACCUUUAAAAAGUAGGUAAGAAGCUGGUUUAUAAUAGCGGAAAUUUUAUACAUGUAGAAUAAAUAGCAUAAAAUAAGUAAGUACAUAUUUAUGUGGAGAGAUCAAGGUUUCAGUUGUUUGAUUAUUUGAGCUUAAUAUUCCCAGUUUAAUCAUGCAAAUGAUAUUUAAUUUAUGUUUUGUCUAGAAACGUCAUCACUUACUUCUGUACUGGGGAACUGAGAACUCGGUUCCUGGAUACGCUUUUUUCAGAAAAUCAGAACAUCCAAACUAAAAUUUCUUCAGAACCCCUAAGCAUAAUCGUUUGGGACAGGGCAAGAAAUUUAGACUCCAAAGGUGGUCCUAGAAGGCGGAUGGCUUAAAGCCCUAAUUUUCUGCCCUGGGGAAGUGAUCAUUAGCACCAAAGAAGUCUGGGGCGGCUGGCGGCUGCUGCGUGCCCCCCGCAUCGCAAUCCCAUUGGCCUUGUCGCUGCCUUGCGCUCUUCUGAGCGGGCAAGAGCUGGGUGUAGCGCAAGAUAAAAACCCCUGAGGAAGAGCAGCGACUCUUCUAGCUCGGACUUCACCAGAUCUUACCCUCAGCUUACAAGUGGUACCAGAAUGCCCCUGCUCCGCUGGGUUCUGUAAGGAGACCCUGCCACUCAGCCUUUGCGUCCCUGUUUGGGGCUGGGGUCUAUCCAGGGUCCUGAUCGCUACUGUGGGAGCCUGGAGAAGCCUCCGCUGCGCUAAACGUUUUUCUGUGUGGCUCAAAGUGCGCUUACAGUUCCUACGUCCCCUUCCCCCUUCCCGACAGGGGAGGGAGUGCAGGAAAAUCAGCACUGAAAGGGGACCGUGUGGUACUGGAGGAUGCACCCUCAAACUAAGGGGAAGUUCUUUAUGGUGCCCAAAGCCUGGAUUUCUACCUCUUACUGGGCUUCCCCACUAGGAAGUCAUUUCGAGGACCACUGGACAGGUGGGUCAUUCUAGAGCUGGCUCACAAGAUUACCUCAGUUUGCUCUUUGGUAGCCAGGGAGCUUUUUGCCCUGUUAUCUCUUGAAUAGGAGUAGCAAACGUCAGCCUAGAGCUGAAGUAACUAAUGCUGGGUAGAAUGGGGCCCUUGCUAAGCGAAAAAGAAAGCUGGGAAUACUUAGCAGGCAGGUUUGUCCAGGAUGUGAAGGGAAAUGUUAGGGCUUUGAAGGCUCAGGUAUUGACCAGGCUUAUGCCUUGGACUGGUCUGGGUUUCUUGAUCAUUAGUACUAUUUUACCCCCUCUCUUUUCCUGGAAGCUUGGGCAACCAUGUACUCCGCUGUUUCCAGGGCUAACAGUGAGGGAGAAAGGUCUCCUUACUUGCGGGGAAGGGGGAUGCAGUAAGUUCAAUAGGGAUGGAACCCAUAGAUGGGAUAGGCAUACUCUUCUCAGCAUGGAGGCAGCCAUCCGUGCUUGAGAAAGUGGGUAUUAGGGCUGCGAGGUCCGCACUUCUGAGCCCCCUAUAGAAGGUGAUGGGUAGACGGUAGGGACAUUGGCAGGGUCCUCUGGAGCUAGGCCUUAGCUUUCCCACAGCUGUUAGGACUGCAGACUGCAGUGAGGUAGUUAUGAGCAUUCGCUAUAUAUUUUGGAGAAGGAAUAUAGGCCUUAGAUUAUGCCUCAAAUCUAGGAAGAGAAAAAUCAAUGAUUUCUGAAACCAGAAACAACCCCUUUAGCUGUCACUGUCUAAAGAUUCAUUAGUUAACUGAUGGUCGGUAACCUAGCUGUCUGCCUUAAAAAAAAACAACAGCAAUCAUUUAAUGUUUUAUUUUUUGAGAGGUGGGGGCUCUCCUCGACACUCGGGAGUUCCUGGGAGGGGCAAAAUGAUGAGUGAACCUGUGUUAAUGAAUCCCGUAAGGAACUGCGUUUCCCAGGAAAUUCCUGGCAUUUUUAGCUCGUGAAUAUCCUAAAGCCUGCUUGAUUUUCUCCUCCAUUCUGGGUCCUUUCAGAGAGGAAGGAGAGUGGGCUAGGGGCUGAAGGCUCGACAGGGCCUGGUUCAUCUGCAGAGCUGGCCGGGAACCUAGACUGGGCUCAGCCCUAAGCAGAGUUGCCCCCCUUCCCCAAAUCUCGGAAGGAGGAGGGGAGGUAGGCAGGCAGUCUUGGUCCCAAAGGGGGCUGGUGGGAGGUUUUUGGGUGAGUGUGGGGUUUCUUUUUGAUUGUUGUUUGGGGGGAAGGGCAUAGCUAGCUGGAACAGGCAUUGCGGGCACCCCGGCCCUGGUGCGGCCGCGGUCCUCUGCUCAGCUCCCCCCCGCCGAUCUCGCGAGAGUGGCUGACUGGCUGUGGGGGUUGCGGCGGCAGCAGGCGGAGCCGGGGAGGGAAAGCAGCGGCGGCUGAGGCGACUGAGGCGGCGGCGGGCGGAGCGGCAGCCGGCGGCGGCGAGGCGGCGGAGCGCAGCAUCAUGGCGGACCGAGACAGCGGCAGCGAGCAGGGUGGUGCGGCGCUGGGCUCGGGCGGCUCCCUGGGGCACCCGGGCUCCGGCUCGGGCUCCGGCGGGGGCGGUGGUGGCGGCGGGGGCGGCGGCGGCAGUGGCGGCGGCGGGGCCCCGGGGGGGCUGCAGCAUGAGACGCAGGAGCUGGCCUCCAAGCGGGUGGACAUCCAAAACAAGCGCUUCUACCUGGACGUGAAGCAGAACGCCAAGGGCCGCUUCCUGAAGAUCGCCGAGGUGGGCGCGGGCGGCAACAAGAGUCGCCUCACUCUCUCCAUGUCCGUGGCCGUGGAGUUCCGCGACUACCUGGGGGACUUCAUCGAGCACUACGCGCAGCUGGGCCCCAGCCAGCCGCCCGACCUGGCCCAGGCGCAGGACGAGCCGCGCCGGGCGCUCAAGAGCGAGUUCCUGGUGCGCGAGAACCGCAAGUACUACAUGGAUCUCAAGGAGAACCAGCGCGGCCGCUUCCUGCGCAUCCGCCAGACGGUCAAUCGGGGGCCCGGCCUGGGCUCCACGCAGGGCCAGACCAUUGCGCUGCCCGCGCAAGGGCUCAUCGAGUUCCGCGACGCUCUGGCCAAGCUCAUCGACGACUACGGAGUGGAGGAGGAGCCGGCAGAGCUGCCCGAGGGCACCUCCUUGACUGUGGACAACAAGCGCUUCUUCUUCGAUGUGGGCUCCAACAAGUACGGGGUGUUUAUGCGAGUGAGCGAGGUGAAACCCACCUACCGCAACUCCAUCACCGUGCCCUAUAAGGUGUGGGCCAAGUUCGGACACACCUUCUGCAAAUACUCGGAGGAGAUGAAGAAGAUUCAAGAGAAGCAGAGGGAGAAGCGAGCUGCCUGUGAGCAACUCCACCAGCAGCAGCAGCAGCAGCAGGAGGAAACCGCCGCUGCCACCCUGCUACUGCAGGGUGAGGAAGAAGGGGAAGAAGAUUGAUCAAACUGAAUGAAAAAAAACCCCCACACACAUGCAUACACACACACACACACACACACACACAACUACACACAGAGAAAAUAUACUGUAAAGAAAGAGAGAAAAUAAAAAGUAAAAAGUAAAAAAAAAAAACAAAAAAAAACUUAACUCCAAGGGAGCACCACCCACAGAACCUCCACCAACUGACAGUUUCUCUUCUUGACUUGCCACCCAUCGCUGGAUGUUGUCCACUUUAUCCACCAUAUAAAACAGUAAGCAGCUGCUAAAAAAAAAAUUACAAAAAGUAAUAACAUUAUAUGAACUGUGUUUCCUACUUGAUUAAAAAAUAUAAAGAACUGAGUGUUUAUUUCCCUAAUUAACCAAGAACUUUUGUACACGUUUAAGCUAUUAUUAUUAAAAGUGUUUGCAAAAUGGUCAAGAUUAUAAUAUUGCUGAAUUAUAUAAAAGUCCUUUUCAUGUUGAGCUAACAUUUGACUUUAGCACAAAAAAGAGAUAUUUUAGAACACGUAAAAUAAUAUUUUUAGUUUUUCUCAUUUUGUUACCAAAUUUCAAACCUUACAUGGAGGUUAUUAUAGUAUAUUUGACACCCUAUAUACCUGUGAUUAUAGAGAUGUGUAUAUAUAUGAGGGCUAGGCAUGCUGUGUGUCUGAGCUUUGUCUAAAUGUUAUGCAGAAGUUUGUAGAGUUAAAGGUACGUAGGUUUAAUUCAUGCAAGGUAAACAAUAAGUGCUCUCUUUUAUACAAUAUGCAUUGCAUCUGGACCUUAAACAUAUAAAAAUGGUCAGUGAAACUUCUGUGAACAUGAAGAAAUUAUUAAAAAAGGCAUUUAAAUGAAA